This is a messenger RNA of Gigantopelta aegis, 2021 nucleotides long. RefSeq names its product zinc finger protein 25-like. Gene Ontology annotation, biological process: regulation of transcription by RNA polymerase II. The transcript has 2 exons. Gene Ontology annotation, molecular function: DNA-binding transcription factor activity, RNA polymerase II-specific; RNA polymerase II transcription regulatory region sequence-specific DNA binding. NCBI's taxonomy places the organism in Eukaryota, Metazoa, Mollusca, Gastropoda, Neomphalida, Peltospiridae. The record is from RefSeq and is a predicted model, not a curated record. Bases 103 to 1290 code for a protein of 395 amino acids. Gene Ontology annotation, cellular component: nucleus.
CGCACGCUUUGAACUGCGCACUUCAGCUUUCAGUAUGUAGGUCAUGUCGUUUUUUCAGUUAUGCAUUCGUCAAAACCUUUAUUUCUUCCUUUUUGACCGAAAAUGGACAUGAAAAUAGUUAAAGAGGAACCUGUUGACCAUGAAACGAAGCUAACCCUCCUGAUCCCGUCGUUGGAUGAUAUUCCAAGUUUCGAUCAUGGUGGACCUGGUUUUGAUGACCCCAUACUCUCAGACCCGAUAUCUGAAGCCCCGUCCUCGAAUGACUACCAGCUGGACCACUGUAUCGGGAGCCCGCUGUCCAGUGGUCCCCAGGUCGUUAUUGAAGGCUCAAAAGUCUCGAUCAUCAGAGAGGCAAAACGGGAGUUUAUGCCCUACAUCGUGAAAGACGAACCCAACAGUUUUGUGAGUGGAGAGGACAUCUCGUUAAGCGAAAACGUGAAGCUGGAGAACGAGGCUCGGCCAGUUAUGGCUGGUAUUAACGAGACUAAUGCCUUAUUUGGUGAUGGGACCGGAGAUGACGAUUUGGACUGGGACACGGACAAUACUGAAGAGUUCCACUGUGACGCAGACGAUUUUGUAGACUCCUCAGAUGAUGACGUUAUUUUAAUGGAAGAAAAACGCUUGGUGAAGAAUCCCGACAACAAAUCGACAGAGUUUGUGUGCAACUAUAACAACUGUCGUAAGACGUUUCAGUCCAAAAUGGGUUUGCGUCUGCACCAGAGAAGGCAUUCUGGGAAGUAUCCCUUUAUAUGCGAGACUUGUGGUAGUGGAUUUAGUGCUAGAAGUCAGCUGUUUGAACACACACGAACACAUACGGGGAAAUACCCCAAGUGUAAAAUCUGUGGUAUAGCUCCGAGGACAGCCCAGGGUAGGCGAAUCCAUGCAGCAAUGCACGGGACAGAACGCUACGAGUGCAAGACGUGUAAGAAGGAAUUCCCAUGUACGGACUACCUCAGGCGCCACGAAAAGACUCACGUCCGGUCCUUUACCUGCUCCAUCUGUAGUAAGAUAUUUUACGCCAGGCACCACGUUAAGGAACACGAACGGAUCCACUACGACCCGAGUUUCCACUGUGACCAGUGCGAGUUUAAGACGACGUUCAAACAGAGUCUCAACAGACACGUGAAGGCACGACACGGGGACCACGACGACAAGAGGGAGAGGCUGUGUGCCCGGUGUGGACGGUGUUUCUCGUCGGAAUCUCAGUACAAGAGACACUCUGAUCGCUGCAAGCUCACUGAAGAUAUCUGGUCACAAGAAGACGGGCCUGAAUUGUCGGGUACCAAGUGAUUCGCAGGAUAAUAGAACUAUUUCAGGCGCGUGUGCGAGACUUUGUGGAGUUUGGACUGGCGAGCGAAGUUUUCAAAUGGGAGGGGGGAUCGAGUCAUGGUCCUCUGGAAAAUAUAUUUUAAAAAGAGAAGAAAAUUCGCAUGAUCAGGAAGGUGUUUCGACCUCGAACCCACUCCAGCACACGCGCCAGCUCAUGUGAAGACCACGUGCAUGAAACUUCACUCUCGUAACGAAGUGGCACAUCUGCUAAGACCUCUUGUGAAAAGUAUAUGAUACGUCAUGCAAGUUGCAACGAAAGGACAAGAUUAAAUAUCGGCUAGUAAAAAAAAGAUGACAUACCAGCUUACACACGUAACAAAAGGUAUCUCUUAAUGGUUAUUAAUAUCACCUGUCACCUUGAUUCUUGGAACAUAUUCAAAACAAUAGGUACAGGCUGAAGUACGAUUGUCAUUUGUGCCCGCCUUUUAUGGCCUGUUGUUCGUGUAUUCAGUUCUGCGUUAGGUUUGGGUGAGUGCAUACGUCAUAUAAUGGUUGGAACGCUGCAGAAAUUUUGCUUCGCUGGUUAUUAAUCAAAAUACAAAUAUUUUAAAAUGGCCAUAUGUUACUUAGAACGCUAUAGACUGGCAAGCAUCUAAAAGAGAGAUUAAAAAGCGCCUUUGUUAAUGUGAAUUGCCAAAAAAGGAAGAAAUAUAGCGAUAUAUUAUUGAUCUCAAUAAAAUGUAUAUUUUUGU